Anolis sagrei ordinatus is the source of this 843-nucleotide messenger RNA. Its product is annotated as claudin-34. Gene Ontology annotation, molecular function: structural molecule activity. NCBI's taxonomy places the organism in Eukaryota, Metazoa, Chordata, Lepidosauria, Squamata, Anolidae. Gene Ontology annotation, biological process: bicellular tight junction assembly; cell adhesion. Gene Ontology annotation, cellular component: bicellular tight junction; plasma membrane. The record is from RefSeq and is a predicted model, not a curated record.
AUGGAGAAGUGGCUAAGACAGAGAUUAGGCUUAGUUGAAGAUAACUCGCCAGCUGCAGCCCAGCUAAUCGGAUUGGCUUCCAUGCGUUUAUGUGGUCUGAUCCUUGCGGCAAUUGGUUGGAUCCUGUGCAUUACUGCAACAGGAGCUGACGAAUGGAGAGUGUGGCAUACAACUAAUGUGCCUGGCAUCAGCACCGGAAAGCUCUGGGUUGGGAUCUGGAGAGUCUGUUUCAUGGUAGAUCUUCAUGAUGGCGAGCCUAUGAAGAUGCAUUGCCUGGAAUUCCUGGAGCAAUAUGGGACCCUUCCAAAGGAAAUUUUUAUUGCACAGGACUUGAUGUCUUUAGCUAGUGUUGUAUUGGCCUUAGCUGUAGCUUUUAUGUCUUUUGCUUUGUGGAAUGUUUUGAAAAAUGUAAGACAGAAACAUGUUUUGCUUAUUUUUUUCAGGGUUGGAGGUGUUCUAACUUUAUUGUCUGGUCUCAUCAUUCUUCUCCCACUUUUGUGGAAUAUGUAUUCUGUACUAGCAAAUGAUGGGAUUGAGUUCCCCUAUCCUUUUCAUUUGCCUUAUCUUCCAUAUGAGCAGACUGUUGGCUUUGCCAUAUAUGUGGGUUUUUUUGCUUCAGGAUUCCUGAUGUCAAGUUCAUUCUUUAUUCUCAGUAAGAAAUAUCAGGUUACGUCCAAUAUAGUGCAUCCUAUCAUCAUGGUCACUCCAAAGCCAUCGACCAGUACCAAUGACACGGAAAUCUGUCCCCAUUGUGGAUCAUCUGUAUCAGUUGAUAAAAUCUUAUCUGAAGAACAGCAUUUUAAUGGUUAAAGGGCAUAUAUGCAAGGGUGUUGAUAUUUUAAA